Ogataea philodendri is the source of this 426-nucleotide messenger RNA. RefSeq lists its product as uncharacterized. Lineage: Eukaryota; Fungi; Ascomycota; Pichiomycetes; Pichiales; Pichiaceae. Bases 1 to 426 code for a protein of 141 amino acids. The record is from RefSeq and is a predicted model, not a curated record. The transcript has a single exon.
AUGGUUGCAGCAUUUUCUCAGCUGCAUCACAAUGUUGAGCAGUCUGGUUUUGGACUCUCGUUUCCCGUUGGCGCCAUUCACUGCAUCGAUGUCUCGCUCCAGCAGCUUCUGGUACCAUUUCUUUUGCAUUUCUGUCAUUCCAACGUACACGUUGAGCUCUUUCUUCGGGAGCAAGCUUUUUUCCACGUCCGAUUUGAUUCUUCUCAAAAGGAACGGCUGAAGGACUUUAUGGAGCUGCUGAACAAUGGUGUCGUCUUUAUUUUCCGAGUCACCAGACGAAAACCACUCGUCAAAGGUCUCAGAGUCGGCAAAAACGUCUGGAAGCAGGAAAUUCAACAACGCCCAGAGCUCGUGCAAAUUGUUCUGCAACGGGGUACCUGUGAUAAGCAUUCUAUUUUUCGAGUGGAACGUCCGAAUGAUCUGUGA